AUGGCGGGCAACAAGCCUGACCGUCAACAGCAAGGUCAAUGGCGAAUUCGCAAUGCGUCACCCGACGACCCACCAGUGAAUACCAGACGAAUCGAUGGCCGAACCGCCAAUGCCCCAAGCCGAGCGCGUAACCCGGAGCGUGAGCGGUUAUUCCAGUGGAAAAGACUUCGACCUCAGCCGAGACAGGUGUCGCUGCUCUGGGACGAUACUACUUCGAACUUCUUCCAAACCGCUAUCAGUCUGGUGGAGCAAAAUGCGGGCCUGGCGCAAGAGGUCGUCAAGGAGAUGGCCGAUGACGGUCGGCUGCCGCUUAUCAGAGAUGUCAUUGAGGGAGCUGCUUCAGCUAGAACGCCCGAGGACGAAGUUCUUCUCUGGGAAUCGCGUAUUUCGCCCCUGCUCCGAGUCUUGCUCCACCCGACUGUUGUAGACUCUGUGGUCCUUGAACAGGAAACGGCCGUGCUCUAUCGAUUGCUCUUGGGAGUCGACGCCACGCGCCUAAAGACUCUCUUCAACUUUAUCUUCGAUGUCGUUGAUCACUGGGCCGAGUUGCCUUUCGAAAACACCGGUGUUUCUGGCAUGGAAGCCCUUGCUCUAUCCUGCGGCGUAUUGGCUAAAGUCAUCAACACCAGCACCUCAAACAUUGUCAAUGCCCUCUUUCAUCCCAUUGUCGAAGGAAUCAAGCUGCGAUUGGAUGUUUUUGGCAAUAAGGAUAGCGACUUCCAUACCUUGCAAGCAAUAAGACAUCUCGACUAUGUUUGCCGUCGCCUGGGUAUCGGCCAAAGUCUGGUUGACGCUGUCCAUGUCUCGGCUUCUUCUGGUGCCAUGGCCGAGUUCACUCUCAGCCAGGACUUGCCUGGAAAACUCUCCAAACGCCGUGAGCGCCACGACAAUGACCACCAGGAUAUUUCGGAUAUCAGGCUCAUGCCUACCCACCAGGAAAUCAUGUCUUCUCGAGAUGAAUAUUUGCCGGUCGCCAACCCCGCACAACACCACUUGCAAGGCCUGCGAGGUUUGCUGGAUCGGCAUUUCCGCCUUUUGCGCGAGGACACACUCCAUGAUUUACGAACCGCCAUUCGCACCACCGUAGAGUCGAACGUCAAGUUGCGAGAUGUUAGAACACGAGUUGUGGCCUACGACAACGCCUUUGCCGUUGACAUGACCUUUGACAGAUGGUCAGGUCUUGAAUUCAUUAUCCAGAUUGACCAACCCCGACCCACAAGCGGUUUAGACAAAUUGCAACGCGGCACUUGGUGGGCAGGAAAGAGACUCAUGGACGGGGCUCUUGUUUGCAUUGUUGAUGAUUCCGGCGGUGUUUUCUUCUUUCAGGUCUCGAGGUCGACCAUCAGAACUCCCAAAGACGAGAACCAGCAUGGUCAAGGAGACGACCAAGAGAAAGACAAGAACGAGGUACCGCGCUACAGUCUUCUCGACGAUACAAACCACGCCUACGUAUAUCUCCAUCUAGUCGACACAAGUAUCGACGAGACCAAGAGAUCUCUAAGGACCUCCUAA
Molecule: messenger RNA, 1512 nt
Organism: Colletotrichum fioriniae
Lineage: Eukaryota; Fungi; Ascomycota; Sordariomycetes; Glomerellales; Glomerellaceae
Source: RefSeq, a predicted model, not a curated record